AUGUCCUCCAACGAAAUGAAAACCGAAGCUGAGCAACAUGGCCAAAGCCUUGGCGCUCGGCUGACCAAGAAACUGAGCAAGAGACUCUCGAUCAACACUGGCUCGAAAGAGGGAGCGAAAGAAGGCACAACGGCAAGCUCAAGUAGAGAGGCUGCCCACGAUAGUGGCACUGGCCAUCUGGCUUUCGACAACGGCCAGGAGCCCCAGGAAGGAGUAAACAAAGGAAACGUCAGCGGUGCGAAGAACAUCGCAACAAAAGGGGAGCACACAAAGGAUACCGGCAGUCAGGGCGAUAUGAAGGGUCCCGCGACAGGGAUCGGAUUGAAGGGGGAUAAUGUCAACAAGAAACCUGCGGAGGAAGUCAGCAAGCGGCUUGGAGGAUACAGACCCAGUAUCAGCCAUGGGCCGCCCGAACCUAAUGACGACAUCAAAAAGGGUCCCAUCACGACAGGGACCCAGAGAGAUACUGGACGAGCGGGUCGGGCUGGAUCUGGGAGCAGCAGCCAACGUGGAAGAGUCAGUACAGGCAAGAUGGAAUCCAGUCAAGACCAGACUGUAGCCUCCCAAGGCCGGCAAGAGAUCAGUGAAAGCCAGCAAGGGCUCCAGCAAGCCCAGUCAGGCAUUCACACCAGCCAGAGCCAGAAGGAACUGAGGAAAGAGCAACCGGGACUCGGUCAGGGCGAGGAAAAUCUCAACCCAAGUCAGCAUCAGCUUGAUCAAAGCCAAAAGGAAACGAGUCCAGGCCUACCCAGCAAAGGCACUGUCGCUGGAGGAACCUUUGGCGGCCAGCAAAUGUUGGAUCAAGAGCUUCGCGAUCAAUCCGCCAUAAGCGAUGACGUUUUCGGUGAUGGAGACGCCGGUAAAGCUUCCAUGUCAACGCCCAAGUCCGGAGCCAAGUCCUCGCCGAAGCCCGCGUCAAAAGGUGUUUUCGGCGGUGGCGCUUUCGGCAACCUCUUCAGCCGAGCGUCGGGCCAAGGCAGAUCCUCCAAGAGAGACGUCGCCCAAGAAAAGGAGGAGAUGACUUCUAAAACCACCGAGCAACAUAAAAUUAGUCGACAUACUGGUACUGGUGCUGGAGUCGGUGCUGGAGUCGGUGCUGGAGUCGGUGCUGGAGUCGGUGCUGGAGCCGGUGCUGCGAUGGGAGGCCUGGGCCUGAGCAAAGGUGCCAUGGACAAAGGUGCUAUGGAUAGCGGUGGCAAGGGUCAAGCUGGUAUCAGCAAGACUGGAAUGAGCGAAGAAGACCCUGCUAUGAGAAGAAAAAGUCAAGAACUGUCUAGCCAUGGGGGUACCGUGAGAGGAGGCACUGCUGUAAUGAGUGGUCCCAUCGAUUCAUCCAGCACCACCACCUCGUCAGAUAAAGCCGGCGCAGCUGCAGCCACCGGAGCUGCAGGUGUGAUCGGCGGUGCCGGAAUGGCCGGUAAAUCUGCAAUGGCUGGAACUCGUGGCACUGGCCUAAAGCAGGAUGUCAGUCAGCAAGGUCUCAAGCAGGAUGUCCAGAGCCGGGGAUAUGGAAGUACUACCGGUUCUACCACCACCAACACCAGCGGAGUGUCCACGCGAGCUGUCAAGGGUCUGGGUGGCAGAAAUUACAAAGUGACUAUCUUGCAGGAAAAGGCCCAGGCUGUUUCCCAGAAGUGCAAGACUCAGCUGGGCAUGUCCGCCAGCGAGAUCAGCCAACGCAGCCCGACUGUUGACGCUUUUUUCGACGCGGUGGCAGCUGAGCGUCUGCGCUGGAUGCCUCGUGAUGGUAGCAGACUCGAUUGUAGUCUUCGAUGGGCAUCGCGACUCGCAUAUGCAGUCAACGCUCUUCGGCAGUCGAUUGGGGCUUUUGCCCCUGGUGUCGAUAUGGCAGCCCAGUUGAUUUGGGGAUUCGAGAUUCUGUUGCUGGAGUCUGAUAUGGACAACACCGACCGCUUCGAAAGUGUCUUCGGCCGAUACGGUCGCGUUGCUGUCGGCAUUUAUCUCUUGUUGCAGUACGAGACCGCGUACAAGGCCUCUCCAGAACUCCAGCCCGAAGCCGCUGCCGUCUUUGCUGAUCUACUAGAUAUGGUCUGUGCUACAACGACAAGCUGCGUCGAGGGAUUCAAGGCCAAGGAACCUGACCAACUCAUUGGGCACAAUGUUGAUGCAGCCUUUGUUACCUAUGCCAAGCGCUAUUCAACCCAUUGGAAUGCCAUUGUCGAGUCAACUACCUCGGAAUUGGUGAACCAGAGCUCUUUGAUCUACUCGAGUCCCGAGCUGGGCAGCCUUCGCCAGUUCCUCGGGGUGCAGGAUCGCCCGCUCCAGUUCAUUCUCGAGUCUCGUACCCACUCCCUUGCCGAGGGCUCUUUCGAGUGGUUCAACAGCACCCUGUAUGAGUUCUCGGUCGGCAAGUCUCCAGUGAUGCUGGUGACUGGUGGUACUGGAUCUGGAAAGAGCGCCCUCGCACAGUGGACCGUUGAGCGUGUGCAGGAAUCGGCUGAGCAUAACAACUGGAAUGUCAUUCCGUACACAAUUCGCGCCGACAUUCCUGUCGCAACCCUUCCACUGCGCAUCCUGAAGGGUAUCCUGCACCAGAUGCUCGACCACUGCGUCAGCGACAAGCGCACCCAGGAGGCAAUUCUGGUCCAUGUGGCCAAGGCGGCGCAAGGUGCACUGGAUGGAGCAGGUGACGGUCAAGUGGAGGAGUGCCUCUGGCGAGGCAUCCGCACUGGCUUGGCCUCGAACAUCCAGUACAUGUUUGUUGUUGAUGGUCUGGACCAGAUUAAGGGUGGAGAUGCCGACGCAAUUGGCGUUCUAGAUAGCUUCAACAAAAUCCUUUCUGAGCAGAAUACCGGCUCCAAGAUGAUCGCCUUCACCAGACCGCUCAGCACCAAGCCAUACUCUGCCAACAUCGAGCAGCUCACGAUGCAGACGUCGCAUACUCGCACUGAUCUCGUCGCUUACGUCAACAAGAUGCUUUCCGGUUCACAUUUUGAUAGCAUGAAGGGUAAUCAGCUCCAGACUGCCGUGUCUACCAUUGUCAAUCGCUCUCAGGGCUCCUUCAGCUGGGCCGAGAUGGCUGUUGAGUAUGCUAAACAACAGAGGACAUUGGGGCAUGCAGUUGCCUCGGUGCAAAGCCUGCCACAGUCCAUGCCCGAGCUGCUUGAUUUCCAUAUGAAGAAUUUAGAUCUCGGGCAGCAUGAGGGACUGUGCAUCAUGUCUUGGCUAGCUGUUUCUGAAAGACCGCUAUUAGUCGAAGAAGUGGAGCAGCUCCUCAGCGUCGAGCCUACGGAACCCAGCUUCCUGUCGCGUAUGAGCCAAAGUGACAGCCAAUGGUCGAGCGCGCUGAGCCCUCUAGUGAUGACUCGCGACGGCGUGGUCUCCUUUGCGCAUACAUCCAUCCGUGAUCAUGUUAUCAAACAGGCCAGAUCGGCCAACGCCAAAUCGCCGCUCAACCUGAAAGAAGCCCACCACGAUCUUCUGAUGAGAUGCCUUGCCUGGGUUCAGCUGAGCGUCCGGGAGGAGGUUGAGAUCUCUAUGGAUAAAUUAAGCAUGGAAGAACGCAACCAUCUUUUCGACAAAUAUACCAUCUUGGAGUACACUGCUCGUUACUGGAUAUCCCAUCUCCUCUCGUCGCCUCUGGUGACCGAUGAGGGCGAAUUCCAGUUUACAACAAGUUUCAAGAAGCUACUUCCGGCUACAGUCCUCUUCACACGCCUUGAGCUGACGUGCAAGGAGUCGCAGUUCACGCGGUCUAGUGUUGUGGAACUCUACCGUCUUGCGACAGAUGUUCGCCGGCUGAUUCUGGGCGAGAAAUCCAUGGCACUUCUUCAGAGCCUGUGUCUCAGUGCCCGUGUAUCCAAACUCGCUCGCGCCAGUCAUGCCGACGACCACUGCUACGAGGCAUGGAAACUUAGCCAAGAGCUGCUGGGUCAAUCGGACUCGAUCACUUUGGCCUGUGCCGAGAUGAUGACACAGUCUUUCAGGGAAAGAGGUACUAUGACCGCCCAGCAGGAGGAUAUCAUGAAGUACCUCAUCCUGACAGACUCCGAGAUUACUGGAGUUGCGUUCAACCAGCGCCUGAGUUACCUCGGCAUGAUUGUUAGCAUGUAUAAGUCUCGUGGCGACAACAACUCUGCCCUUACUAUCUCAAAGCAGUUCUAUGAGCAGGUCCUUUCGAAAUACGGCACCAACUCAAGACAAUCAUCAGAGGCUGCCGACUUCUUGACCAGCCAGUUCUCUGCUACUGGCAGCGACGAGAUGAGUCGAGACAUUGCCAGAACAAAGUACGACACUGUUGUCCGCACAAUGGAAGUCACAGAGGAGCGUCGUAUCAAGUAUACUUUGUACAUGGCUCAAUUGUACGAGCAACAGGGUCAAAAUGCCCAAUCCCAGGCAGUGCUAUCAAGCCUGUGGUCUGGUCUCAAUGCCUGCGACAUUGACUCGGUUGACAUGAUGGACAAGAAGUCCAACGUCGCCCUCGCUUACUAUCAGUUCCUCCGUCGUCAGGGCCGUAAUGACGAGGCUGAACUUGUCAUGCGUGAACUUGUUGCGGACCUGGAGGUUUCUGGCAUCCGCUCGCCGGAGAUGAUGCAGCGAGUACAGUUGCUGCGCGCCGAGACUCGCAAGAUGAACAUGUACAGCCUGGAUCGCUCUCUGUCCGUCAUCAUGUGGCACUACUACAAGGAGAACCACCAGGAAUAUACACCUGAAGCUAGAGCCCUGGCACUGUCGCUGGCAGAGGGCAUGGCCAAUACAAUCUCCAUUGAAGACGCCACUGUGAUGUCUGGACGCGACCGCAAGUUGAUGGUCGAGCUUCUUGAUUCCAUCACCUCAUCGCCAACCAACCUCUCUGCGGCCACCUUGAUCCUAUGUCACAAUCUUGCAAGUAUCUAUAUACGCGAAGAUGACUGGUCUGAGGCCAUUGACUGCUCCAAGGCAGUAUUGAAGCACGUAUAUCCGUCGGUCGAGCGACCUCGUUCUUACAUGAAGUUCACGACUGAAAUGGCGCCUCCUGUUGCUGACUUGGCUUUGAUCCUCGCCUAUGCCCAUUUCCGGAGUCUGCAUCUGGAGCAGGCCAAUACCGUCUAUGAAAAUGCUUUUGGAUCUCUGGUCGCAUCGGAUAGAGUGCCUGUGAGCUCUGCCCUGGCCGUCGCCAAGGCUGUUGUCGAAUUCUACGAGACUACCUUCCAGUUCCCCAAGGCACUUAGUCUGCUCCAUACUGUCAGCAACUUCUUGACGUCUCGACUUGGGGAGACGCACACGCAUAGCAUUGAAAAUAUGUAUGUGGAGGCUGCACUGGCCAACCGCUUGGAGAUGAACAAUGAGGCCAAGAGCGCGUACGAGCGUAUCUACAAGAACACUCUCCGCGGCGGGGUCGUUGCUUCGGAGGGCAUGGAUGCUGCCCUUGCUCUUAUUGGUCUCUAUGAGAAGGAUUCGCAGUGGAAUCCGGCCCUGGAUAUCUACCGACACCUCUGGCCUACUCUUGUCGUGCUAGAAACCACGCAAGCCUAUGAUCGGUUGCAGACAGAACGUCUUCUUGAGAAGACCUACCUUGGCUACAUGACCCUCCUGACCACGCGCAUCAAGAGCUCUGACUUCUCCGAGCGCUACAAGGUUUCCUCCGAUUAUGUGACGACCUGUCGCAAUGUGUACGGUCCCACUCAUCAGAAGACACUUAGUGCGACUUUGCUCUUCGCCGAGCUGUGUGAGACAACCGAUUCGUACACAGAUCAGGCCAUCGCGCUAUACAAGCAGACUUUGCAGACGAGUGAUUGGGUGCCAACCUCAGAGUCCACUAAGGUUUUGGACCAGAUGACCCAGCCGCUGCCAAUCACUCUCAAGCAUAAGCUAGCUCAACUGUUUGUCCGCAAGCGUGACUCCACCAGCGAAGCUCGCAUGUUGUACACCGAGGAGUUCCAGCUCGCUAAGAAGACCCAAGGCUUCUUCUCCACUACCACAUUGUCCUGGCUUCGCGAACUCGCUCUUGCUCAUUCUCGCCAGGGCACUCCUACUUCCGUCCAACAGGGCAAUGCCCUCCUUCACAAUUAUAUCACUGAGGUCCUGCACGCCGGUGGCGACUCCGACAUGAUGGCCAAUUGGGCACGCAAGAUCGCCGCCAUCUACCUCGAGUGCGGCUUCAUUGAGGGAGGCAACAAUGCUCUUGAUGAGAUACGCCAGCGCGUGGUGUAUGGAUCCGACACUUCUGUAACGGUCCUAAGUGAACGUCGUGAGGCCAUCUUUGUGGCUGCCUUUGAGGAAGCCUUCGGUCGUCGUGCCACUUCUGAUCAGAUCAUGAGCGAGAUGGCGCGCGAGAUGCAAACCCAGCAGGCAUUCUCCAAGAACCUGUCUGGACAUGACUUCAUCCCAACCUUGGUGUCUGGCGAUAACCUGGCUCGCCUACUAACAGACCAGAAGCGGACCCGUGCUGCGAUGGACACGCGCACCAAGCUGUACGAGUAUUUCUGCACCACGCUUUCCGCUAGCUCGAUCGCCGACCGGGAUAUCGUGAAACAGUUCUACAAGAUCUGUCUCCGAGAGGUGCAUAGUGAAAAUUAUAACCUCAAUAUCCUCACGACAACCACAAAACUUGUCCGCGACCUGUGCAACUCGUCUCGCUUCCAAGACGCCAGUGACGUGACAGGCGUGCUGCAUUCGUUCCUCCACCUCACCGAUGGCCUCAACAACUACGACAGCAUCACGAUGGCUACAAAGCUGUGCCUGUACCUCAGUGGCCAUCAAGCUACCAAGUGUGAGAACAAGAUGCUCUCUGCCGAGAUGUCUGCCAAGUCCAAGAUGCUCUUGCAGGAGCUCAUGGAAUCAUCGAAGGCUAUCGGCCUCGAGAUCGUUGACCUGCCGUUCAACGAAUUGAACGAUAUCAUCACCCUGCUCGGCGAAUACGAGAUGUUCGACGAUUUAGAAGCCAUUCUCACUCAACUUUGGACCUCGCGCAUCGUUCAGCGCACCUGGACACCCGAUGUCGUCGUUUGGAUUGGACGUCGCCUCGUCGAAACUCGUUUCUGCCGUGGCGCUGUUGAUUCAGCCAUUCAGCUUUGUCGCGACAUUUGCUACAAUCUGCGCCAGGUGUGGGGUUCAUGCGACCCCGUUACGCUGGAGAUGACCAAGCUCCUGUCAGGCUUAUACACCGCAUCCAAUGAUCACCAGUCCGCAGCGGCGCUACAUGAAGGUGCCCUGCAUGACCUGCUGGGUGACUCCGAUGCAAAGAGUCACCCCCGAGGGGCAGACACUGCGUCCCAGCACUUGGAACUACUGCGUCGCGCCCAGUCACGACUGGGAGCCGACAAGAGCUCUUCCCACAAGGCCCCUGCUCACGCGGGCCUCAUGUCGCAAGUGGUGGAGCGUUUCGGGUUGCAGUCAGAGCAGAUCGAGGGCGUGGGUGAUGCUCACGGUGGCGAGCAGUUCGGUGUCUGGUCCCGACCCAGGCGGUUCAGUAUUGAUGUCGAGGAUCUUGAUGAUCAGGGACAAGCCCAUAACAACCAUUUGCGCGAGUCGAGUGGAGCUGGCUUGACAAGUGGCAGUGGUGCACCGAGGAGAAUUUCAGUACAGGCGCUAUAA
Molecule: messenger RNA, 7536 nt
Organism: Penicillium canariense
Lineage: Eukaryota; Fungi; Ascomycota; Eurotiomycetes; Eurotiales; Aspergillaceae
Product: tetratricopeptide repeat protein
Exons: 2
Coding region: 1-7536 (2511 amino acids)
Molecular function (GO): protein binding
Source: RefSeq, a predicted model, not a curated record